This is a messenger RNA of Chanos chanos (milkfish), 2400 nucleotides long. RefSeq names its product Nedd4 family interacting protein 2 (gene ndfip2). Gene Ontology annotation, cellular component: endoplasmic reticulum; perinuclear region of cytoplasm; Golgi apparatus. The transcript has 8 exons. The record is from RefSeq and is a predicted model, not a curated record. Gene Ontology annotation, molecular function: WW domain binding. Lineage: Eukaryota; Metazoa; Chordata; Actinopteri; Gonorynchiformes; Chanidae. Gene Ontology annotation, biological process: metal ion transport; ubiquitin-dependent protein catabolic process; positive regulation of protein ubiquitination. Bases 404 to 1120 code for a protein of 238 amino acids.
UUGCCUUUCAGUAACAAGCACACCAGCAACUCUUUUAGAACUUUACAAACUCCAAGCAAAAUUUCGAUCAAAAUUGUGACCGCUGGGAUAAGAAACAGUACGGAAAGAGGUCGAACCAGAACGACUUCAAAACAUUUUGCGUCUUCAUUGCGUCACAGGAAAAAGUGCCCGUGUUCAUUUUUUUCGCUUGUCUGUCGACUGUAGGAAUCAGCCCGUACAUGACGAGGUUUGUACAAUAAACUGCGAGUUUUGUGUAAAUGGGGGAGUCUUAUGUUCUCAGUUUAGAGAGAACAUCUGUUAUAGCACAUCUGAACACUGCCAACUAGACAAGUUACCUUCGAUUUGAAGCACACAAGGCUGCGUUUGUUGUUAGCUGGCUAACUUGCCAGCUGCGUUAAAGAAAAUGGAACAAGCCGUGAGCCGAUACCAAGUGUUGCACAACGAGGAUGACUCCUCCGAGGCGUGUGGCAGCGCUGAACCGUCCACCUCCGCCCAGGCCGCCGCUUCAGCCAUUACCCCUAGUGACCCUGUUGCCAUGCCGACAGAGGCGGAGGCCCCGCCCCCUCCCUACGCCAGCGUGGCAGUAGGAGCCACGGCCGCUCCAGACAGCACUUUUCAGGCCGACUUUCCCGUGCCGCCCCCCUACAGCGUGGCCACCUCGUUGCCAACCUACGACGAGGCCGAGAAGGCCAAAGCCGCUGCCAUGGCGGCGUCCGCCGUGCAGGUCAUUCCUCAGGAUGAUGAUUUUCUACCCCGGGAUGACUUAAGUGAUGCUGAUCAGCUAAGGGUGGGAAACGAUGGCAUCUUCAUGCUGGCCUUUUUCAUGGCCUUCCUCUUUAACUGGAUCGGGUUCUGUCUGUCUUUCUGUUUGACCAACACCAUUGCUGGCCGAUAUGGGGCCAUAUGCGGCUUUGGCCUCUCCCUCAUCAAGUGGAUCCUCAUCGUGAGGUUUUCUGAUUACUUCACUGGAUACUUUAAUGGACAGUAUUGGCUCUGGUGGAUUUUCCUGGUGCUUGGUCUCCUCCUCUUCUUCCGAGGAUUUGUCAAUUACCUGAAAGUACGUAACAUGUCUGAGAACAUGGCCACUUCUCACAGGACACGCUUCUUCUUCCUCUACUAGAGGUUGCCUCGCCAAACAUUCCUCCCUAAUGUGAAAUUCCUUGAUGAUUUGCAACCCGUCAAAUGAACUGGACUGGAUCCCAGGGGGGAAAAAAAACGAAGAGGAAGGGGGGGGGGUAGUGAAAAAAAAAAGAGUGCAUCAGAGUUGCCAAAAAAAAUUAGAACCCCUCAUUAAAAGUCAAAUGAACUGGCACGUCACUUUCAUAAAUGAGUAUAUAUUAAACCACCUAAUUCUUCUUUUUUUUUUUUCUUUUUCUCUCUAAUAGUCUCUCCCUUUGACUUCUUAGAUGGUCUUGUAUUUAAUAAUCAGUUGUAGAAAUACUUUGGGAAACAUCAACAACAGUACUGUUCCACCCUGCUAAUUAACAGCCCGUUCUUUUAAUAUCGAAUGCACAGUGACAGGAUGAUUCGAGUCAUUAAAACAUCAAAGAAACGACUUGCCAAAAAAAAAAAAAAAAAGUUAUAAAAAUACAUAUAUAAUGUGCAUAUGCGAUCCUAUGCAACUGUGUUCAUUGUUCCUCACAGUUUGGACUUUUUAACAGAGGAGACUGUUUACUCUUUGCUCUCGGUUGAUUUCCUUCUCUCCCAUUAUGGAGCUUGACAAGUCAUUAUUGCAUUGCAGUAUUAGAAUACUCUCUUUCAAUUUUCCUUUCACUUUUUGGUUUCCAUGAUUCGACGCGUACAUUAAAUUGACAAGCUUUUACCAAUUUUAAGAUAUGUUUACACUAUGCGAAGGAUUUCUCUCUCUUUUUUGUUUUUCCCCUUAAGUUGUGACUGGACUUAAGCUAUGCGUAAAUAGCUCGUUGUGUCGAUGAGUCCAAACUGGAAUUUGUACUUAUAUUGAAAAUAUAUAUUUGCCUUUUGCACCUUUUAAGUUGUUUUUUUUUUUUUAAUAUCAUAGGUGUCAUUUUUAGAUUGUUAUAACUUUGCUCAAACUGUGACCUCUUGUGUCUCGCUAAGCCAAUUACUUUAAUGCCUUGAAUGCUAUGUUUACCAUUUACUUUAUUCCACAAAUGCAACUUCAGCAAUAUCAGAUCUUUGAUGAAAAUAAUCAGAGCAUGGUUGAUUAGGUUGUGCUAAAAAAAAAGUUUGAAAAAAAGUAAAAAAAAAAAAAAAAAAAAAAAAGCAACCCUUUAAUAUUAAGGGUAUGUUAAAUAACCAAACUACUUUUGGUCUGAAAGUGAUUUUUGACAUCUCUAAUUGACAGAGAUUCGCCUGUGCAACAUGUUCAUAAUUCUCUUGUCUUGCAAAAUGCCAAUAAAGUUCAAAAUGAAUCCUGGA